GUUAUCUUACUCAUACCCCAGUCAUUAUCUCACUUAUUUCUCCUAAAAAACAACAGAAUAAAAAAAAAAGAAGGAAAAUCUGUGUUCCGGCGCGGGAAAAUCUCAACGGCGGGCGUUCCGGAGCGGGAAAAUCUCACCGGCGGGGGUUCCGGCGAAGUCUACAGAUUGAUCGAGCAGAGGUUCCUGAGCUUGGAGUUGCAUGGAUUGCGAUUGGUUUUUGUCAGUGACGUUUUACAGGCGAAAUGUCGUAUAAGAUGGUUUGGGUUUGACAGAGAGUGGAGGUUUGAGAUUGGAGUGUGGGAGAAGCUGAGGUGGAUAGUGUGGGAGCGGUUCAUUGAGUUGUGCUGUGGUGACUCAGUGAGCCUUUUUCAAACAAAUGUCUUUCCAACCCAAAAGUUCUUGGACUCCGAGAGAUUCGAGCUGUCUAACUGAUGGAGAGAUGGGUUAUGACAAUUCUUCCAGAUUAGAUUCAAAGCGUGGUCACCCGUGGUUUAUGGAUUCCAAUGGGCCGGAGCUCUUCAACAACAAGAAGCAAACAAUGGAGUCUGUUAAUGGCAGACCAGUUUCAGAGAUGGGUUAUGACAAUUCUUCCAGAUUAGAUUCAAAGCGAGGUUACCCGUGGUUUGUGGAUUCCAAUGGGACGGAGCUUUUCAACAACAAGAAGCAAGCAAUGGAUGCUUUUAAUGGCAGGCUAGUUUCAGGAGUUCCACAUUUGGAAAAUUUCCCGUGGGAAAACACUUCAGGGUUUCAGUCAGUUCCAGGUCAAUUCACUGAUCGGCUUUUUGGAACUGAGCCAGUACGGACAAUCAACCCAGGUGAGAGGAACAUUCAAUCCGUUGGAAAUGGAAAUAUGAAUUUGGGAAGAAAGGGUUUUGAGAAUCAAUAUGGAAAUGAUUCAUCAAUGGGUUUGUCAAUGUCUCACUCUAUCGAAGACCCCUCAUCAUGUCUCAGUUUUGGUGGAAUCAGAAAAGUGAAGGUCAAUGAAGUUAGGGACUCUGAGAAUGUAGUGUCUGCGUCUAUGGGGCACUCCUACAUUAGAGGAGACAACACUACAAUUUCAGCAGGUACCGCGUUUAAUAAGAGCAAUGAAAACAGCAUAUCUUUGGGUUCGACUUAUAACAAUGGCGAAGAGAAUGCAAUCGCAAUAGGGCCUUCCUUUAAUAAGGCAGAUGAAAAUUUCAUUUUAAUGGGUCACACCUACAGUAAGGGAAAUGGGAAUUUCACAUUGAUGGCUCAUAAUUAUAACAAGGGUGACAAUGGUAACUUAUCAAUUGGACGGCCCUUUGACAAGGAGGACGGAAGAUUUAUAUCAAUAGGCCAGUCAUAUGAAAAGGGAGAUAGCAGUUUCAUAUCGUUAGGUAGCUCUUACAACAAAGGUCAUGAGAGUUUUGUUUCUAGUGGUGCAACAUAUAGUAAAGCAAAUGAGAAUUUCAUCUCAAUGCCUCCGACAUAUAACAAGGCAGAUUCAAAUGCUGUACCUCCCUAUGAUAAAGGAGAUAGCAGUUCUAUGAGUCAUAAUUACAGUAAGAGUGAGAGCACCACCAGCUUUGGAAGUUUUCAUGAUGAACUCGACACAAAUCCUUCUGGCAGGAUCAUUAACAGCUAUGAUUUGCUGACGAGUAGCCAGAACAUAGCUCAACAGUCAGAAGAACCUGGCCUGAAGGAUCCAGUUCAGUCACAUACGGAUCCAAAUGUAGGUGAAGCUCUGCAAGUUGAUUCUAAAACUGAUAUGGUUCCAAAAAUUAAAGAGCCAAGAACUGCUAGGAAAGCUCCUCCAAACAACUUCCCUUCAAAUGUCAAAAGUUUGUUAUCAACUGGUAUGUUUGAUGGUGUUCCAGUGAAGUAUGUUUCCUGGUCACGGGAGAAAAACCUCAAGGCAACAAUAAAAGGGGCCGGGUAUCUUUGUUCCUGUGAUCAAUGCAAUCACCCAAAGUCUCUUAAUGCUUAUGAGUUUGAGCGUCAUGCUGGUGCCAAGACCAAACAUCCCAAUAAUCACAUCUACUUUGAGAAUGGAAAGACCAUUUAUGCAGUAGUUCAAGAGCUGAAGAACACUCCUCAGGACGUGCUGUUUGACGCCAUUCAAACUGUAACAGGGUCUCCUAUUAAUCAGAAGAAUUUCCGCAUCUGGAAAGCAUCAUAUCAAGCCGCAACCCGUGAACUUCAGCGUAUCUAUGGAGAAGAUGAAGCCGCUGUACCUUCUUGACAUCGGAAUCUUCCUAGUUAACUUUUUUGGGGGUAAAUUAAGAUGUGAUCGUGCGUAGCGACAUACAGCUUAUAGUAAAUUACUAAGUUAUAGACCUAAAUUUGAAUACUGGAUUUGGUGGAUGGCAUGUAUUUUGGCUAUUUGAAACGUUUCAUAUAAAAAUAGAAUUUCGGAUUUUGGACAGUUUAUUAUCUAA
Malus domestica (apple) is the source of this 2399-nucleotide messenger RNA. RefSeq lists its product as uncharacterized. Gene Ontology annotation, cellular component: nucleus. Gene Ontology annotation, biological process: positive regulation of transcription by RNA polymerase II. Lineage: Eukaryota; Viridiplantae; Streptophyta; Magnoliopsida; Rosales; Rosaceae. The record is from RefSeq and is a predicted model, not a curated record. Gene Ontology annotation, molecular function: histone binding; chromatin binding; RNA polymerase II transcription regulatory region sequence-specific DNA binding.